AUGGUUUCUUAUUCGAUCUUGUCUGUUUUGGCUCUUGCCUCAGUUGCUAUUGCCGGAGACACACCAAUUCAAUCCGACUCUGCCGACCAACCAUCUUUGCAAGCAAAGUUUGAAAAGUCAGAAAAAUCUGACAUCACUGGUACAAUCACUUUUGAACCAGCAAACAAUGGUUCAGUUUUGGUUAAAGUUGAUGUUGAAGGAUUGCCAUCUUCUGGAGGACCAUUCCCUUACCACAUUCACGAGCGUCCUGUUCCAGCCGAUGGAAACUGUACCGGAACCAAGAUGCACUUGAACCCAUAUGGAGGUAAUGAAAAUGCUACUACUCCACAAGGUUUAGAAGCUGGUGACUUGUCAGGAAGACACGGUAAGAUUCAAGGUACACUGUUGUCUACUGAAUAUGUAGACAACUAUAUCUCCUUGAACCCAGAUUCCAAAACUUACUUUGGUGAUUUGUCCAUUGUUAUCCACUUUGCCAACACUAGUAGAAUCACCUGUUCAAACUUGACUGAAUUGGAAUCAAAUGGAGGUGGCUCAAAUAGUACUUCUUCAAGUGAAGCUGGUGUUUCAACUGCUAACGGUGCUGGAAACUUGCAAACCGGUGGUUUGCUCGCUGGUGCUCUUGCUGGUGCCGCUGCUUUGUUAAUUUAA
Lodderomyces parapsilosis is the source of this 648-nucleotide messenger RNA. RefSeq lists its product as uncharacterized. Gene Ontology annotation, molecular function: metal ion binding. The transcript has a single exon. The coding region runs from base 1 to 648 and encodes 215 amino acids. Gene Ontology annotation, biological process: superoxide metabolic process. NCBI's taxonomy places the organism in Eukaryota, Fungi, Ascomycota, Pichiomycetes, Serinales, Debaryomycetaceae. The record is from RefSeq and is a predicted model, not a curated record.